CGUAAGACAGCUAGGCGUACGGUAAAGCAGUGCGAGAGAGGGAGGAAAGAUGGAAAGUACGGAAAGCUUAGUCGCGAGGAACGGAGCUGUCGUCCUUUUUACAUCGCGUUACGUUCAGUCAGUCGACGCGCGGCUGCCACACGGAGGACAGAUAUGUUCGCGCUAUGCAUCUUCCUCCUGAGCGUCAUCGUGUCACCGCACGUAGCCGAGCGAGAUGGCCCGAGCGAGAGACACUUCACGAAGGAGAAAUACUAUCACGUGCCCGGCUCGCUAACAAACGAACAGGUUGCCACGUUGUCAGGCCUCACAAACGUCACACACAUGAAUGAAGUUUUGGAUAACAUAUGUGUAGUGAGGAUCGUGGGGACCGCCGAGCAUGCGACAGUGAAGGAGUAUAUCAAGAGGUCAAUGAAAGAUCUGGGUUGGACAAUCGAAUCGGAUGUAUUUGAAGAUUACACGCCCGUUGGCAAACUGAAGUUUGAAAACAUAAUAGCAAAAUUAAAUCCUAAUGCAAAAAGAUAUCUGACGCUAGCUUGCCAUUAUGAUUCCAAGUAUACGAGAGAGAGGGAUUUUAUUGGAGCCACAGACAGUGCUGUGCCAUGCGCUCAAUUAAUUAAUUUGGCAACUGUCAUGAAUAAAUAUUUGACUAAACAACGGGAUGUUAGCUUGAUGCUUGUCUUUUUCGAUGGGGAAGAAGCGUUUGAAGAAUGGGGCCCAAACGAUUCGAUUUACGGUGCUAAACAUUUAGCUAAAAAAUGGGAUAAUAAAAUAACUAAUGAUGAAGGAGAAAACCAUUUCUCUGAAUUGGAUAGAAUGGAUGUAUUAGUCCUUCUGGACUUGCUAGGCGCACCUGAUCCGACUUUUUACAAUUACUUUAAAAACACCGAGAAAUGGUACUCCUUACUACUUAGCAUCGAAAAGAAAUUAGCUCAAAUGAGGAAAUUUGAAUCGUAUUCAUAUAACAGACCGGAACAGAGGUAUUUUCAACCGUACUCGUUAGAGUCGCAUAUCGAAGACGAUCAUAUUCCCUUUUUGAAGAGAGAUGUGCCUAUUUUGCAUAUAAUACCGACUCCCUUCCCACCCUUUUGGCACAAAUCUGGCGACAAUCGACACAAUAUUGACUUGAAGACUACAGAGAAUAUCAAUAAAAUACUCAGGGUAUUUGUCGCUUCGUAUUUAGGUUUGCUGAUUGUCUAAAUUAAGGAAUCCUGGAAAAGUAAUUAACAACAGUGCUUUGUCUCUAAAAUAUCGUCAGUCCUAAAGUAUGUACAAACAAUAUUAAAAGAAAGAUCUAAAUUAUAAUGUACAUAUAGCUUAACGCUAAAUUUAUGAAGUAUUACAUAUCUAUCGAAACAAAUAAGAAAUUUUGGAUAUCGCGCAAUAUCAAAAAAAUUCUUUAGCUCGAGCUUCUUUGUAUACAACUUUUUUCGAACUUUAACGUUCUAAAAGUACUUUUGUAUAAAAAAAAAACGUAACUUGUAUAAUUUUGUAUUAUACAUAAUUUAGUACAUUAUAUAGGCAUACCCAUAUAUAAUAUUAUGUACAUUAUUAUAGAUAAGGCAAAUUCUCUAUAUAUUUUGUAUAAAUUAUCAGAUCUGAAAUUACGCACUGUACAUAAACACAGCAAAGGAACGCAUAAGAAAAUACAAUAUAUUUUUGUUUGGUA
This is a messenger RNA of Wasmannia auropunctata (little fire ant), 1666 nucleotides long. It is a transcript of the gene isoQC, whose product is annotated as glutaminyl-peptide cyclotransferase. The transcript is spliced from 6 exons. Lineage: Eukaryota; Metazoa; Arthropoda; Insecta; Hymenoptera; Formicidae. Gene Ontology annotation, molecular function: glutaminyl-peptide cyclotransferase activity; zinc ion binding. The record is from RefSeq and is a predicted model, not a curated record. The coding region runs from base 154 to 1197 and encodes 347 amino acids.